Physeter macrocephalus (sperm whale) is the source of this 2161-nucleotide messenger RNA. RefSeq names its product zinc finger protein 555. Gene Ontology annotation, biological process: regulation of transcription by RNA polymerase II. The record is from RefSeq and is a predicted model, not a curated record. Gene Ontology annotation, molecular function: RNA polymerase II cis-regulatory region sequence-specific DNA binding; DNA-binding transcription factor activity, RNA polymerase II-specific. NCBI's taxonomy places the organism in Eukaryota, Metazoa, Chordata, Mammalia, Artiodactyla, Physeteridae. Gene Ontology annotation, cellular component: nucleus.
CAGCACCCAGAAUGGCAAAGUCCGAGCCCUGCCCCUUGGAAGUGCCCCUGGAUGACAGGUCCUUGGGGCAAACUCUGUCGUGAAGUAAAUGGAGUUUCCAGAGGCCGGACGUUACAGGGAAACGAGAACUCGGUGGUCUUUGAGGAUGUGGCCGUGGACUUCACUCUGGAGGAGUGGGCUUUACUGGAUUCUGCUCAGAGGGAGCUCUACAGAGAUGUGAUGCUGGAAAACUUCAGAAACCUGGCCUCAGUGGAUGAUGAGACUCAAUUUAAGGCCAAUGGGUCAGUUUCUCAGCAGGAUAUUUAUGGGAAUAAAAUAUCCAAGGAGCAUAAAAUAUCAAAGUUCACUGGAAAUGAUUCCUUGGCCUCCGUCUUAGGAAAAAUUUGGGAAGAACUCAGCCUUGAAGAUCAGCACAUAGAUCAAGGGAGAUAUCUGAGAAAUCAUGUGGUGGAGAGACUCCAUGAAAGUAAUGAUCAAUGUGGGGAUGGCUUCAUUCAGACUCCAAAUCUUAACCUGUACCAGAAAACUCUUACUGGAGUAAAAAGGUAUGAAUGCAGUACAGAUGGAAAAGUCUUCACGCAUCACUCAUCCCUCAAGAGUCACAUCACUGUUUGCACUGGACACAAACCGUAUCAGUGUCAGGAAUGUGGGCAGGCCUAUAGUUGUCGUUCACACCUAAGGACGCAUGUGAGAACCCACAGUGGAGAGAGACCCUAUGUGUGUAAGUUAUGUGGAAAAACUUUUCCUCGUACUUCUUCCCUCAACCGGCAUAUAAGGAUUCAUACUGCGGAGAAAAGCUAUGAAUGUCAGCAAUGUGGGAAAGCCUUCAUUGAUUUUUCAAGUCUUACUAGUCAUGUGAGAACUCAUACUGGAGAGAAGCCAUAUAAAUGUAAGGAAUGUGGGAAAGCUUUCAGUUAUUCCUCAACUUUUCGAAGACACAUGAUAACACACACUGGAGAGAAGCCCUAUAAAUGUAUGGAAUGUGGGGAAGCCUUCAGUUAUUCCUCAACUUUUCGAAGACACAUGAUAUCACACACUGGGGAGACACCACAUAAAUGUAAGGAAUGUGGGGAAGCCUUCAGUUAUUCCUCGGCUUUUCGAAGGCACAUGAUAACACACACGGGAGAGAAGCCCUAUGAAUGUAAACAGUGUGGGAAAACCUUCAUUUAUCUCCAAUCCUUUCGAAGGCAUGAAAGGAUUCACACUGGAGAGAAACCCUAUGAAUGCAAGCAAUGUGGAAAAGCCUUCAUUUAUCCCCAGUCAUUUCGAAGGCAUGAAAGGACGCAUGGUGGAGAAAAACCCUAUGAAUGUAACCAGUGUGGCAAGGCAUUCAGCCACCCCUCAUCCUUUCGAGGACACAUGAGAGUGCACACUGGAGAGAAACCUUACGAGUGCAGGCAGUGUGGAAAAACUUUCAACUGGCCCAUAUCCUUGCGAAAACAUACGAGAACACACACUAAAGAGAAACCCUACGAAUGUAAGCAAUGUGGGAAAGCCUUUAGUUUGUCUGCUUGCUGUCAAGAGCACGUGAGAAUGCAUCCUGGAGAUAAUUCAUAUGAAUGCAAGCUCUGUGGGAAAGCUUUCAGUUGCCACAUCUCCUUACAAAGACACAUGAGAAGGCACACUGCCGAGAAGCUUUAUGAAUGCCAGCAAUGUGGGAAAGCCUUCAGCUGGCCUGAACUUUUGCAACAGCACGUGAGGACACACACUGCAGAGAAACCUUACGAAUGUAAGGAAUGUGGUAAAGUCUUCAAAUGGCCCUCAUCUUUACCAAUACAUAUGAGAAUGCACACUGGAGAGAAACCAUAUGAAUGUAAGCAGUGUGGGAAGGCCUUCAGUUUCCUCAUCCUUAAGAAGACAUGUGAGGAUACAUACUACCAAGAAACACUACAUAUGUAAAUCGGGAAAUCCUCCUGCAAAUGAAUUCAUGCACAGUGCUUCAGAAAAUUCACAUCAGGAGAGAAAUCUUACAAAAGUUGUAAACCUGGUAUUGCCUUUUUGAGUCCUUCAUCUCUAAAGUGGACCCAUAGGGAGUGUAUUUCCAGUUCUUUUGCAAAUAAACAUUUAGAUGAAAAUUAACUGUUGAAGUACUCUUUUGGCUACAGUACAUAAAUUUUGCAGGAAGUGUUUUUUCUUAUGUUUUAGGAAAUAAAACAUUUAU